AUGGGCGACUGGAACCUGCUGGGAAAGCUCCUGGAAAAAGCCCAGGAGCACUCUACCGUGGUGGGAAAGGUGUGGCUCACUGUGCUGUUCAUCUUCCGCAUCCUGAUCCUGAGUGCUGCGACUGAGAAGGUGUGGGGUGACGAACAGUCGGGCUUCACGUGCGACACAAAGCAGCCUGGUUGUGAGAAUGUGUGCUAUGAUAUCACUUUCCCCAUCUCCCACGUUCGCUUCUGGGUGCUGCAGAUCAUCUUUGUGUCCACGCCAUCGUUGAUCUACCUGGGACACAUCCUCCAUCUGGUGCGGAUGGAGGACAAGCAUAAAGACCAAGAGAAGGAACAUGCACACCAUUCCAACAAGCAGGCCCUCAUUGCGGAUACUAAGCACAAAAAGGCUCUGGUGAGGGACACUAAAGGCCGUGUGCGCCUGCAGGGGGAGCUCUUGCGCACUUAUGUCUUUAAUGUGGUUUUUAAGACCCUGUUUGAGGUGGGCUUCAUUGUGGCCCAAUACCUAUUGUAUGGCUUUGAGCUGAAGCCCAUGUACACAUGUGACAGACCCCCUUGCCCCAAUGUGGUAAACUGUUACAUAUCCCGUCCCACAGAGAAAACCAUUUUCAUCAUCUUCAUGCUGGGAGUAGCCAGCGUGUCCCUGUUCCUCAAUCUCAUAGAGAUCUAUCACCUGGGAUUCACCAAGUGCCGUCAGGGCAUCACCUUCAGGAGAGAUGAACAGCCAUCUGUAUGUUCCUCCAAGGAGCCCAGCGAGACUCCAGUGCCGUUUGCGCCAAGUUACAACGACUACUUCCAUGGGCAUCACCAAGUCCAGCCAGCCUACCCUCCUGUACCCAGCUACAACCUCUCGCCUCUGUCUCAGGGCACAGACUCUUCCUUUCAACCCUACCACAGCAAGGCGGCAUACAAACAGAAUAAGGAUAACUUGGCUGUGGAAAGGAGCAGCAGCAAGCCAGAGGAAUGUGACCUGAAAGGAAAGAAGGGAGCAGGAUCAGCCCCUGGGUCACCUACGCAGGCCAGGCCCAGCCGCAGUGCCAAACACAGCAACAACAAGACUAGAAUAGAUGAUCUGAAGAUAUGAGGAGGUUUAUGUUUCUCUGAGGGGUCUUAAAUUGCUGUGAGGGGAUCGUAUGUUGUUUUGAAGCAUUCAUACAUGCCCGAAUGACUCCCCUCUUUACGAUGGCAAAGGUUUUACUCAUUCCAAAUCAGAGCAGAGUGACAUUUAUAGGGCACACAGAGGUUGCAAUUUAAUGUGUAAGGGACUGAUGUGGUAGAACAAAAACAUUUCUAAUGAAGUUAAACCUCUUCAAGGAUGUUUUGCUCCACUGAAAGAGUCCCAUUAUAUUUUUUUCUUUUGAAAUGUUUCUAUGGUAUGAAUCUUUCCACUAUUCACUACUAUCUAACAAAAUUGACAAAACACAAUAAAACACAUUUCUGCUCAGGUUUUACACUGAGCUUAUCUUAUUUUUUUUUAAAGUGUGUGAUGAAUGUGAAUGAACCUGAAAAAUGCAACUCCUUGUGUAAAGUCGCCCAAAUUUUGGGAACAGAAUCCAGAGCAGAAACUUGUUCAGUACUGACAUGACCUCAUUUGAGUAAAUAGAUAGGGCGAAUAGUUAAAUUUAACUUUCUUAACUGUUUUGAGGCAUCGAGCAUAGUUCACUUGCUUAGACUUGAAGUGAGAAGUUGUGCAAUACCUGACAACACACUGACACUGGAAGUAACUAGUUCCAGGACGUGCCUCAAAAAGAAAAUUGCACUGGUCUCAGGAGUUCCCAGAUUUAUACUGUCUCUUUUUAUUGCAACAGCCAGCAAGUACAUAAUUAUAAGCACAUUGUU
Molecule: messenger RNA, 1841 nt
Organism: Scomber scombrus (Atlantic mackerel)
Lineage: Eukaryota; Metazoa; Chordata; Actinopteri; Scombriformes; Scombridae
Product: gap junction alpha-3 protein-like
Exons: 1
Coding region: 1-1086 (361 amino acids)
Biological process (GO): cell communication
Cellular component (GO): connexin complex
Source: RefSeq, a predicted model, not a curated record